AUGACCUCCUGCCCCCUGACGAUGCUCUACAAUGCCCUGAUUCGUACCCACCACAUCACCUCCCGCAAAAAGGUCGCAGCCUUGAAACGUGCCGCCGACACACACCAAUGCUAUGUGCUCCUACGCUCCGGGGGCUGCCCAGGUAUCAUGUACGUCGAGGGCCGAGAUAAGGAGCAUGUCGAGUCAUGGGUAGAUAUUGUGCGCAAACUGCGCUACAAAGACUUCCAGCUAGUGACGCGGCCGGGUCAGUUAGCGUGUGAAGAUGCUGGCCCACAGAAUUCGAGUCCAACGACAGGAAACGUGCGAACCCAUAAGACGCAGAAUAUGGGACUAUCGGAGGUGGAGAGUGUGAAGCAGUUUGGAAGCUGCAUGGCUGAACGGGGGGUAUGGAAUUGGUGGAGAAAAGGCAUGGGAUAUGCCUGA
Penicillium macrosclerotiorum is the source of this 423-nucleotide messenger RNA. RefSeq lists its product as uncharacterized. Bases 1 to 423 code for a protein of 140 amino acids. The record is from RefSeq and is a predicted model, not a curated record. Lineage: Eukaryota; Fungi; Ascomycota; Eurotiomycetes; Eurotiales; Aspergillaceae. The transcript has a single exon.